CGCCGCCACAUUCAUCAGUAGAAACCACCUAUCCUGCCUGCUCUACCUACCUCCGCUCCCCAGCCAUGACGGUGCUGGACGCCGAGUCGCGGUUCCAUGUCCUGGCGGUGGACGACAGCAUCAUCGACAGGAAGCUCAUCGAGAUGCUGCUCAAGAGCUCGUCUUACCAAGUGACCACGGUGGAUUCCGGGAACAAGGCGCUGGAGCUGCUGGGGCUGAGGGACAACGGCGCGGAGGACGCGUCGCCGCCGUCAUCGUCCUCAUCAUCUUCGUCGUCGUCCUCCCCUGACCAUCAGGAGAUCGACGUGAGUCUCAUCAUCACUGACUACUGCAUGCCCGGCAUGACAGGAUACGAUCUGCUCAAGCGAGUGAAGGGGUCCUCAUCGCUCAAGGACAUUCCGGUGGUGAUCAUGUCGUCUGAGAACGUGCCUGCCCGGAUCAGCAGGUGCUUGCAGGAUGGCGCGGAGGAGUUCUUCCUGAAGCCCGUGAAGCCGGCCGACAUGAAGAAGCUCAAGUCACACCUGCUGAAGCGGAAGCAGCCCAACCAGAAGAACAAGCCUCAGGCGCAGGCGGUGGAGUCUCCUGAGCAGCAGCUGGACCCGCAUCCGCAGCCGGUGCACGAGCCGGAGGAAGCCGCGGCAGAUCGCAACGGCGUCAACAAGAGGAAGGCAGCGGCCAUGGAGGAGGGGCUGACCGUGGUGGUGACGGCGCCGGAGAGCACCAAGCCGAGGAGGCUGUCUACGAGCAGCCUGACUGUGGAGACCUGAUCAACCGUGGCGACCUACGGGCUACGGCUACGCACAUUAAUCUAGCAGUGGAUGCAAGCCCCAGUCCCAGCCCCGCCGCCAAGAAACACAUUUUGGUUCUGGGAGCUAACGGAGGGAAGUGACAAACAAUUAAAUUAUAUGUAGCGGCUGCUGCUUCGGCCUGCAAAUUUUGUUGCGCUAACGGUCAUGGACAUGGACAUGGACACCAUCCCUUGUGUUCGUUAAUCGUUCGGAAGGGGAAAAGAAGAAGAAGCUGUAGAUAAAAAAAGGACAGGCGGCUAAUUGUUAAUUUCCGCAUGGCUUAAUUCUGGCAA
Messenger RNA from Zea mays, 1081 nucleotides. Its product is annotated as Two-component response regulator ARR9. Gene Ontology annotation, biological process: phosphorelay signal transduction system; cytokinin-activated signaling pathway. The coding region runs from base 66 to 767 and encodes 233 amino acids. Lineage: Eukaryota; Viridiplantae; Streptophyta; Magnoliopsida; Poales; Poaceae. The record is from RefSeq and is marked provisional. The transcript has 5 exons.